Penicillium macrosclerotiorum is the source of this 597-nucleotide messenger RNA. RefSeq names its product mitochondrial 54S ribosomal protein mL59. Gene Ontology annotation, cellular component: mitochondrial large ribosomal subunit. Gene Ontology annotation, molecular function: structural constituent of ribosome. NCBI's taxonomy places the organism in Eukaryota, Fungi, Ascomycota, Eurotiomycetes, Eurotiales, Aspergillaceae. The record is from RefSeq and is a predicted model, not a curated record. The coding region runs from base 1 to 597 and encodes 198 amino acids. The transcript is spliced from 2 exons.
AUGUCUUCCUUAACGCCGAACGUAGGCGCGCUUCCGGCCCGCCUGCGUAAUUUCUUUGCUCGCUAUCCACCCCAAGUUUACUCUGCGCUUGUCUCUCCUCGCCCAACUCCCCAAGAAGGUGAAGCUGCCUCCGAAGAGCCUCUUCCUUCGCCCUACACCCCCGACCGUGAUGCGAAGGGUAAUGGCCGAGCAAAUCCGGAUGCAUUCUCUCCCUCGCGUGCUCUUCUGCACAACGACCCCAAGAAUCAGAACCCUUUCUUGCCACGGAAGAUCUUCAGCACUGGAAAAUGGAUGGGCCCACGAUACGGGCUCAGACAGCAGGCGGACCUGGUGAAGCUCGCUAUCAAGUACAACGUGGAGCCGCUUCUACCUCCAGGACCCAAGUCCACUGAAUAUAAGGCUGCUAAGCUGGCUGAGCGUGGUCUACGGAUCAAGGGAACCGGUAUUGGCCAGAAGGUCAAGGGUCACAAGUGGGAGCGGACGAUGGAGGCGAGACUCGAAGACCGUCGCAAGGCCAUGGUGGAGAUGCCGGAGAUGAUCCGGUUGUGGAAACAGAGAGGUCACGGUCGUGGCUGGAGGCAAUGGCCGAAGCGGUAA